Varanus komodoensis (Komodo dragon) is the source of this 3278-nucleotide messenger RNA. It is a transcript of the gene CUL2, whose product is annotated as cullin 2. Gene Ontology annotation, molecular function: ubiquitin protein ligase binding. NCBI's taxonomy places the organism in Eukaryota, Metazoa, Chordata, Lepidosauria, Squamata, Varanidae. The coding region runs from base 214 to 2277 and encodes 687 amino acids. The record is from RefSeq and is a predicted model, not a curated record. Gene Ontology annotation, cellular component: Cul2-RING ubiquitin ligase complex; SCF ubiquitin ligase complex. Gene Ontology annotation, biological process: protein ubiquitination; SCF-dependent proteasomal ubiquitin-dependent protein catabolic process. The transcript has 21 exons.
CGGGCUGUACCAACUCUCUCUGUAGUUGUGUCCAGUGAGAGAGAGAGGAGACCCAAGAUGGGGGUAUGAGCUUUCGGGCGUCACUCUUCAUUCGGAGCUUGACAUCUGGUUGGGGAAAUCAUGGGGCGAGAAGUGGAGGCCAGUAAUCGCCCCUGAGCUUCAGAACGCAGGGAGGACUUGCCAAGAGGCGCAGAUUGAUACUAACGCCCCACCAUGUCCUUGAAACCACGAGUAGUUGAUUUUGAUGAAACAUGGAACAAGCUUCUUACAACCAUUAAAGCUGUUGUUAUGUUGGAUUAUGUUGAAAGAGCAACAUGGAACGACCGCUUCUCAGACAUUUAUGCUUUGUGUGUUGCCUAUCCCGAACCUCUGGGGGAGAGACUUUAUAUGGAAACAAAAAAUUUUUUGGAAAAUCAUGUACGCCAUUUGCACAAGAGAGUCUUGGACUCUGAAGAACAAGUACUGGUAAUGUAUCAUAGAUAUUGGGAUGAAUACAGUCAAGGGGCAGACUAUAUGAACUGUUUAUACAGAUACCUCAAUACGCAGUUUAUUAAAAAGAACAAAUUAACUGAAGCUGAUCUUCAGUAUGGUUAUGGAGGUGUGGAUAUGAGUGAACCGUUGAUGGAGAUCGGUGAGCUUGCACUUGAUAUGUGGAGGAGAUUAAUGAUUGAGCCCUUACAGGCCAUCCUCAUUCGAAUGCUCCUCCGUGAAAUCAAAAAAACUGAUCAGCAGUACAAGCUUCAGCCACUUCUGUCAGUCAGCCUUGUUCCAGGUGAUCGUUGUGGAGAAGAUCCAAAUCAGAAAGUAAUCCAUGGGGUUAUUAACUCCUUUGUUCAUGUUGAACAGUAUAAGAAAAAAUUCCCUCUGAAGUUUUAUCAGGAAAUUUUUGAGUGUCCUUUUCUGAAUGAAACAGGGGAGUAUUAUAAACAAGAAGCUUCAAAUUUAAUGCAAGAAUCAAACUGCUCACAGUAUAUGGAAAAGGUUUUAUGUAGAUUAAAAGAUGAAGAAAUGAGAUGUCGAAAAUACCUACACCCCAGUUCCUAUGGCAAAGUAAUUAAUGAAUGCCAACAGCGAAUGGUAGCAGAUCACUUACAGUUCCUCCAUGCAGAAUGCCAUAGCAUCAUCCGACAAGAGAAGAGAAAUGACAUGGCAAAUAUGUACACGUUGCUUCAUGCUGUGCCAAGUGGCUUACCUCAUAUGAUUCAGGAACUACAAAACCAUAUCCAUGAUGAGGGCCUUAGAGCAACCAGCAAUCUUUCUCAGGAAAACAUGCCCACUCAGUUUGUGGAGUCAGUGUUGGAAGUACACAGUAAAUUUGUUCAGCUUAUCAGCACUGUUUUGAAUGGUGACCAGCGGUUUAUGAGUGCCCUUGAUAAGGCUUUGACAUCAGUAGUGAACUAUAGAGAGCCAAAGUCUAUCUGCAAAGCACCUGAGCUGCUGGCCAAGUAUUGUGACAACUUGCUAAAAAAAUCAGCAAAAGGCAUGACAGAAAAUGAAGUAGAAGACAAACUUACAAGCUUCAUUACUGUUUUCAAAUACAUUGACGAUAAAGAUGUUUUCCAAAAGUUCUAUGCCAGAAUGUUGGCUAAACGGCUUAUACAUGGUUUGUCUAUGUCCAUGGAUUCUGAAGAAGCUAUGAUUAAUAAAUUGAAGCAAGCCUGUGGUUAUGAGUUCACUAGCAAGCUCCACCGAAUGUAUACAGACAUGAGCGUUAGUGCAGACCUAAACAACAAAUUCAACAACUUCAUAAAAAGUCAAGACACCGUUGUGGAUUUGGGAAUUAGUUUUCAAAUAUAUGUUCUUCAGGCUGGUGCAUGGCCUUUGACUCAGGCGCCUUCAUCUACAUUUGCAAUUCCUCAGGAACUGGAAAAAAGUGUACAGAUGUUUGAAUUAUUUUACAGUCAGCAUUUCAGUGGGAGGAAACUUACCUGGUUACAUUACCUCUGCACAGGUGAGGUCAAGAUGAAUUAUUUGUGCAAGCCAUAUGUAGCCAUGGUCACAACCUACCAAAUGGCAGUGCUGCUUGCUUUUAACAAUAGUGAAACUGUUAGUUACAAAGAGCUUCAAGACAGUACACAGAUGAAUGAGAAGGAACUGACGAAAACUAUCAAGUCGUUACUUGAUGUCAAAAUGAUCAAUCAUGACUCGGACAAGGAAGAUGUUGAUGUGGAGUCUACUUUUUCUUUAAAUAUGAACUUCAGCAGUAAACGGACAAAAUUUAAAAUCACAACAUCAAUGCAAAAAGAUACACCACAGGUGCCACUCAGAUGCUUCUAGGAAGUGAACCCUCUCCCAUUACUGCUGCCAGCAGCCAGUAUUCAGUGGUAUGCUGUUUUCAGAGCUGGUUAUAUAUAGCUGUCAUGACUAGAAGCCAUUGGAAAGAAUGUUCAGACUGUAGUUUUGCUUACCAGAGACAGAAAAGAAGAAUGCAUAUCCCACUAUUUUAAGUGGUGCAUCUUUGGAAUUGUACCAAAGAUGCACUUGCUUGACCUGAUAAUGUUCAAUAAAUAUUUCUAGCAUAUGUAUAAGAUUUGCCUUGCAGGAUCAGACCUAGAUCAGUCUAUCCCAAUAUUCUGUUUUCAGCAGCCAACCACAUAACAUGCCUUAAGAAGUUUGCAUUGUGGCAGUGGUUUUCCUCUGUGGUUCAUCUCUAGUUACACCAUUUGCAACUUAUUUUGCCUUUCUUUGUGGUUCUGAUUUAUUACUAUGUCCAUUAUAUCCAUCAGCAAUUAAUGGCUAAAACUUCAUUUCCAAAAUUCAUCUAAACAAAUACCUUUUAUUACAUCUUCUGGUGGUGAAUCCCAUUAGCUAUCCAUCUGCAGUGUACGAAGUACUCGCCUUUGGCACACCUAAACGUGACUGCACAUAGUCUUUACUUUACUUCUAGUAUUACACAAGCAAAAGAAAUAGUUUAUUCUCUUCAUAUUGUUCAUAGUUCUCAUGAACCAUGAUGUUGAUCCUUAAUCUUUUUAAAACCUAAGCUCUUAACUGGCAUUGCACUUUCAAAGUUAUGCUUCAAUGCCUUUUCACUUAGUUUGUAGCUUUAGAGGGUUGUCCCAGUGACCUUCCGUCCAGGAACUUCUGAGAUCAUCAUCCAUUUUAACUUUGGAGAGCACUAGAGUGUUGGUGUCCUCCAGAUUACUCACUAACAAAAGCUCUAGCUAGCUUUGAGCAUGAUGAAAUGUGCAACUUGAACAGCCAAUUCCAUGAUUGUACACCUGGAGUAAGCAUCACAAUUAGCCCACUGAACUGCACUUUUCUUAACUAUUUUUUGUAUA